AGGCCAAUUGGCGAUAGCAGCUGACGCCUACGUCACGUAUGUGAUUUCUCUCUCCCAAGCAGUUCAUUAAGCGGGCCAUAGCAGCUGAUGCCUACGUCACGUACGUGAUUUCUCUCUCUAAGCCGAAGCCUACUGCAGUGAUAGUUGAUCAGUGGUCGUAGACGCUUAGCAGCCUGCUGAAACAUGCCUUCCAAGGGAAACACCAAAAGCAAAAGAUUCCUAGUUCGAUACACCAACUGCUUGUUGUUACGCGACCAUCAGCUUAUUCGAGAAAAUCUCUGGAGCCGUGAUGGCAUCAUUAUUAAUCCUGAGAAAAUCUUCUUCGAUGAGCGAUCUGUGGCAGAUAUCUGCAUUGAUUGUCAAGGAUGCAUCAUCAGCCCAGGAUUCAUUGAUGUCCAAAUAAAUGGUGGCUUUGGUGUAGACUUCUCCCUUGACACUGCUAACGUUGAAGCAGGAUUACAAACGGUUUCCAAGGGCCUCCUCUGUCAUGGUGUCACAUCCUUCUGUCCGACCAUCAUCACUUCGUCAUCCAAGCAGUACAAACAGAUCCUUACGAGGGUCCAGAAGACGGAGGGGAGUGAAAAUGGUGCUGGAAUAUUAGGUCUUCAUUUGGAAGGUCCGUUCAUCAGUAAGGAAAAGAAGGGAGCACAUCCUGAAGGUUUGAUUGCUGAAUUCAGAAGAGGAUUUCAGGAUGUCCUGGAUAUGUAUGGGUCACUCAACAACGUUGCUAUCCUAACCCUUGCCCCUGAGCUGGAGCAAGCUCCUGAUGUGAUUCGAGAGCUGUCGAGGAGAGGUGUCAGAGUAGCUGUUGGUCAUUCCGUGGCCAGCCUGGCCCAAGGAGAGGCUGCAUUUGAUGCUGGUGCAAAGUUCAUCACACAUUUGUUCAAUGCCAUGUUACCAUUUCAUCAUCGUGAUCCUCAUCUGGUCGGACUCCUGGCAACUGAUCAUGAGGUUUAUUAUGGUGUCAUUGCGGAUGGUAAACAUACACAUGCUGCUGCUUUAAGGAUAGCCUACAGGGUGAAUCCAAAAGGUUUGGUGCUGGUAACUGAUGCCGUUCCAGGUCUGGGUCUUCCUCCAGGCCCCUACACGAUAGGGACACAAGAUGUCGAGAUAAAGGAUGACAAAGCUGUGAUUGCAGGGACUGAUACUCUCUGUGGUAGCAUUGCGUCGAUGGACUUCUGUGUUAAACAUUUCCAUGCGUCAACUGGAUGUUCUCUCGUCGAAGCUUUAGAAGCAGCCACGGAAACACCCGCAAAGAUGUUAGGAAUAACACAGAGAAAGGGAACGUUGGGCUUUGAUUCGGAUGCGGACUUUGUACUUCUUGAUAAGGACUUAAAUCUAUUAGCUACGUUCAUUGGAGGUGCAUGUGUCUGGGAAAAACAUGAAAAUGUGACUAUCACAACAUAUGCUGAUGAUGAUUAGACAUUCCAAGGAGUAUUUGCUCAAACCUCCUAUGCAGCGUUCAAUGAAAACUCUGUCAGAAUUCAGAAUCACUAUUUUGACUUUGGUGCUUUCUCUAAUAUUAAGACUAUUUAAAUGUACUGAGGUUUUGAUUCUACAUUCUUUCAAUUCUUCAAAUCCAUCAGCUGGCCGUCGUAUUGAUUGCAAGGUAGAAAAUGUAACAGUGUUUACAUGUCCAUGUUAAUAUUUGUGGUCCUCUGCAUCAGGAACCAAGCUGACUAUCAGCCGGUAGUUUGGAUAAAUGCUAUUGACUCUUGGUUUCAAGGGUCUCUUUCAAAGUGCUGAAAAGAGCACAGUAGCUGUAAUUUGUAUAGCUUUAAUAAAUCAAUGAAUAAUUAGAUUCAGUUGUAAA
This is a messenger RNA of Lineus longissimus, 1813 nucleotides long. RefSeq names its product N-acetylglucosamine-6-phosphate deacetylase-like. Gene Ontology annotation, molecular function: N-acetylglucosamine-6-phosphate deacetylase activity. NCBI's taxonomy places the organism in Eukaryota, Metazoa, Nemertea, Pilidiophora, Heteronemertea, Lineidae. The transcript has 8 exons. Gene Ontology annotation, biological process: N-acetylglucosamine catabolic process. Bases 184 to 1422 code for a protein of 412 amino acids. The record is from RefSeq and is a predicted model, not a curated record.